Messenger RNA from Drosophila serrata, 843 nucleotides. Its product is annotated as tabinhibitin 7. NCBI's taxonomy places the organism in Eukaryota, Metazoa, Arthropoda, Insecta, Diptera, Drosophilidae. The record is from RefSeq and is a predicted model, not a curated record.
AUGAAACUGAACGGUUUAAUAGCUGCUGUUCUGAUCAGCAUUUGUUCCCUGGGUUGGGCCAGGAAUAUCGACUAUUGCACUACGCCGUACUGCAAAGGCAACCACUUGGUCUGCCGUAAUCCGGAUAAAUUUAACGUAAGGUGUCCGUCAGGCGCCAAGACCAUUCCGAUGAUGACCUUCCGCAACGCCCUGCUAACUGCCAUCAAUGAGUUCCGCAAUGACACGGCUAGUGGAGCAGGAAUAUACCUUAAGCCGGCGGCCCGCAUGGCACGGAUGAGCUAUUCCACGGAGCUCGAGGAAUUCGCUCGACUGGCGGUCAUCACCUGCUCCACCGAUAAGUUCUGCCUAAGUUCAAAGGAGUUCUACUAUGUGGGCUACAUACACGAUGCCGUUUACUACGUGGGGCCAAAGGAAGACUUGGAGGACCUGGAACUGACACUGCGAAUCAUUCAAGAUUGGACUAGAAGUCUGGAUUAUAUCAAUUUAAAAACGGCUAUCUACUUGCCUGCUACUUUGGAAAAUACGGACAUCGCCAAUACUGCACUUUUGAUGGCAGAAAAGAACACUCACAUAGGCUGCUCUGCGUUACGAUUCACUGUCAGUGAAAACCACAACUUUAUCAUUGCGUGCGCCUUCAGCACGGAUCUCAUGGUACGGCGACCCAUCUACCGGAUGUCCGGUGUCCCGGGAAGCGCCUGCAAGCACCGUGAUCCAAUUUUCAAAGCCCUCUGUGCCCCCGGAGAGAAUUACGAAAGUGAUAAGGCUGUGCCCAAUGCCACUAUCUUUAGUCCGCCGAUCAAUAUCGUAGGGAUUCGCAAGCUGUAUAUGGAAUCUCUGCCUUAA